Molecule: messenger RNA, 769 nt
Organism: [Torrubiella] hemipterigena
Lineage: Eukaryota; Fungi; Ascomycota; Sordariomycetes; Hypocreales; Clavicipitaceae
Source: the annotation of a GenBank genome assembly
GCGCAUAGAGAGUUAUAAAUACAGGCUGUAUACCCUAUACUACCAAGUAGGAGAAAGCCUCAGUCAUAAGUUGUCCCAGGAAAAUUUUCAUUAAAACUCGAUUCGCUGUAUAAUCAAUCAUGCGCUUUAACAAUCUUCUGUCUACUUUAGUACUCGGCCUACAGGCUGGCCUAGUUGCAUCGGAGGCUGCUAUUAACCAAACCGAAAAUGAUUCUUCUGCCGACCUUUUUAAACGCUUGCUACCCAGCACCAUCACUAUUGAACUGGGCCCCAACGGGCAUGGCGACGGGAGAACCGGCGGUAUAGGCGGCUCCCUGGGAACCUUUGGUUUGGGCACCUGUGUUGGAAUGGCGACUGUUGGAGACCCUGCUGACGGGGUCGGUAUUGACAAGGUUGUAGCUCAUCUUGUCUGCGCGGACGCAGACGAAGGUCUCCCAAAGUGGAAAGCAGCUAUUGAAAAGGCCAAGAUGAGGAAUCCAUUUACUAUUCUUUAUGUAAUGGACCCCCACCUCUGGCUCAGCUAUGCGCCUGUCCAAGAUGCUGCAGACCGUCAGGACCUCUUUAAGAGACAAAAUGACUGCCACGCCGCAGCUGAGAAGGCGGCCCGUGCAAUUGGAGGGGCAAAGGUGCUUACUCGCAACCAAAUACGCCCUCCUCAGCCAAUUUCGGAGCUGGAGGUUCUCUCAAACAGGGAAAUCCUCGCUGGUGGGGUAUCAGUUCACGCGGGUAUCUAGAGACGAUGGUGGUAAAUGAGGAGGGUAUGUGGUGC